Molecule: messenger RNA, 7673 nt
Organism: Amphiprion ocellaris (clown anemonefish)
Lineage: Eukaryota; Metazoa; Chordata; Actinopteri; Pomacentridae
Gene: map3k21
Product: mitogen-activated protein kinase kinase kinase 21
Exons: 11
Coding region: 947-4150 (1067 amino acids)
Biological process (GO): protein phosphorylation
Molecular function (GO): protein binding; ATP binding; JUN kinase kinase kinase activity
Source: RefSeq, a predicted model, not a curated record
CGUCCCCAGAUCGUCCGUCCAGCCACUGCUGGGUCCGACUCCGUCUGGCGACAACGGCAGUGGGGGACUUGUUUUGAUUAAAGUUGACGGAUUUUUUUCAUGGGUUUUCCUCAUGUUAUCGUUGCGUCGAAAUCCAGGAUGUCUGCUGCGCUUUCCGAGUCUUUAGCCGUUGGCUGUUCCUCACAUCCCAGACGGAGAAACAAACUUGGGAAUUAACCGAUCUUAGAGCGGAGAGCAGCAACUUUUCCAACUGCUGUACUAGUAAACGGGCUGACCUAUGCUAAGCUAAGCCGUUAGCCAAAAGUCUGGAAUGCAGUUGAAAUUCCUCUAAAAAAUCCACAGACGAGCAGGCAGACUUUCCACUCCGCGACUCGGUGACUGUAUGAGAUUUCCGAGCGACUUUGGAAGUGAAAGCUGCCCCACGGAGCCGCUGUGUGUCUGGUCCGGGUGGACGGUGCAGGUGCACCUCCUGCGGCACCUGCGAAAACUUGGUAACUUAGCUUCAUCGCAUUAGCUUGUUGGUUAGCAUUAAGCAGCAGAAGAAAGUGUUGCGGGAAAGUUUGUCCUCUCAUAGUAGAAAUUAUUUCAGCCAUUCAUUUUACAACAACCUUACAUUGUUAUUUUACCGUCAGCCCCCAAAGUGUAGGUAUUAGCUGGACCGUAUCUCUGCUAACCGUACCAGCCUCGCUAGCUAGUUAUUGACCCUCACUGUUACCGGAGUGGCGACGUGGAUUCAGACACGGCUGUGGACGCUCUCUGUCUCCCACAGGACUUUGGACAGUUUGACUUUGCCGUGGGCUGCGCAGAGAAAUCCCCUCUGUUCUCGCCGGAUAGUCUCGGAGAUGUGACAGCAUGAUUAUCUCAAAAAGCUACUUUUUACCGUUUUAAAGUUUUCAUUUUGUCCUAAAAGCUCCGCACCCUAUGGUGCCGCUACGGCCACCGAGAAAUGGAUGUCUCGCAGGCCGCUUUCCCAAACGGUGAAGGGCGGCCGGGCGGCGGUGGGACCGGGGAGCAUGCCUGGGCAGAGUCCCCCACAGUUCGGGCGUGGGCUCACUCUGCCCCGCUGUGCCCGACUCGAUCCCUGUGGACCGCCGCGUAUGACUACGAGGCAAGCGGGGAGGACGAGCUCAGUCUCAGGCGGGGGGACGUGGUAGAGGUCCUAUCCAAGGACGCUGCGAUCUCCGGGGACGAGGGAUGGUGGACUGGCAAGAUCAACCACCGGGUCGGGAUCUUCCCCUCCAACUAUGUCACCUACCAGCCCGCUAUUUACCGUCUCCCCACUACCAGUGUGUCGGUGGGGGUACGAGAGCGAGUCCCGGGCUCGCCGGUGCAGAUCCCCUUCAGUGAACUGGUCUUAGAGGAGAUCAUCGGCGUGGGUGGAUUUGGAAAAGUUUACCGGGGCACAUGGAAGGACCAGGAGGUCGCCGUGAAGGCGGCUCGGCAGGACCCAGAUGAGGACAUAACGGCCACCUCCGGCAGUGUUAAACAGGAGGCGAAGCUUUUCUCCAUGCUGCAGCACCCCAACAUUAUUAAACUGGAAGGGGUGUGCUUGGAGGAGCCCAACCUGUGCCUGGUCAUGGAGUAUGCCCGAGGCGGGACACUGAACCGGGUGCUGACCGGAAGGCGCAUCCCUCCUCACAUCCUGGUCAAUUGGGCCGUGCAGAUUGCACGCGGGAUGCACUAUCUGCACGAGGAGGCCGUGGUACCCAUCAUCCAUCGUGACCUGAAGUCUAGCAACAUUUUAUUACUUGAAAAGAUAGAGAAUGACGACAUCGGGAGGAAGACCUUGAAGAUUACAGAUUUCGGCCUGGCCAGGGAGUGGCACAAAACCACAAAGAUGUCAGCAGCAGGCACCUACUCCUGGAUGGCCCCUGAGGUCAUCAAGUCGUCUCUUUUCUCCAAAGGCAGUGACGUCUGGAGUUACGGUGUCUUGCUGUGGGAGCUGUUAACAGGCGAGGUGCCGUAUCGUGGGAUUGACGGUCUGGCUGUUGCUUAUGGCGUGGCAGUUAAUAAGUUAACCCUACCAAUCCCCUCCACUUGCCCCGAACCUUUCGCCAAGCUCAUGGAAGAGUGCUGGGACCAGGACCCCCAUGUUCGGCCCUCCUUCUCCUGCAUCCUGGAGCAGCUGUCGGCCAUCGAGGAGGCCGUGAUGGCCACAAUGCCCCAGGACUCCUUCCACAGCAUGCAGGACGACUGGCGAGUGGAGAUCCAGGAGAUGUUUGAUGAGCUCAGGACCAAAGAGAAGGAGCUCCGUUCCAGGGAAGAGGAGCUGACUCGAGCCGCCCUCCAGCAGAAGUCCCAGGAGGAGCUGCUGAAGCGUCGGGAGCAGCAGCUGGCAGAGCGAGAGAUCAACGUGUUGGAGAGGGAGCUCAACAUCCUCAUCUUCCAGCUCAACAAAGACAAGCCCAACGUGAAGAAGAGGAAAGGCAAAUUCAAACGUUCCCGCCUCAAACUGAAGGACGGAAACCGCAUCAGCCUUCCCUCAGACUUCCAACAUAAGAUCACCGUGCAGGCGUCGCCUUCUAUGGACAAAAGGCGGAGUCUCCAUAGUACCAGCUCUUCUCCUCCCAGCAGUCCCACACUCAUCCCCCGGCUACGAGCCAUUCAGCUGACAUCACACAUGCGGAGGCACAAUUUGUAUGUUUACCAGCAGGAUGUUGAUCUGACCAGCGAGCUCACGGCCUACUCCGGGUUCAGGAGGAAAGUUACUCAAGAUGAGAGCAACCGUACGUGGGGCCGCAGCUCCCUCUUCAGGCCAGAGGAGUUCGAUGAUGUGAAAAAGGGAAUCAAGAAGAAAGGAAGGACCUGGGGCCCCAGUUCAGUACAGAGCAAAGAAAGACCUGCUGCUGCUGAGAGAGUGCGUCCUCUGUCAGACGGCAGCAACCCCUGGUCCACCAGCCUGGUGAAGUCCCAGAAGUCUGUCCCUCUUGCUGCCCUGUUUGCUGACCAAGCUGGGGCCGGUAAAGACGAGGCGUUCCCCCACGAAUGUCCUGACAGCAGCUCCAAACCAAAGCAGCUCAAGUUCCCCAACCAGGUGUACAUCGAUCUACCUCUGUGGAGGGACGAGCAGCAGCCUCAGAGCCCCGCUGGGAACUGUGGGCCGGGAGACGGAGGGGUCGGGGUAGUGGGUCAGGGCGGCCCACCCGAGACACCAGACGACCCCUACACCACCACGUCCACGUCGUCCACCUCCACCACGCCACAGCUCACCCCCACCAACAGCCUGAAAAGGACGUCAGCUCGCAGGAAGACUGACUCGGUGCUGUACGGCUGCGGCUCGUUGCUGGCUUCAGUCGUGCUCGGUUAUGACAUCAGGGAGGCUCUGAAAAACUCGACCCCCGGAGAAGACUGUGAGCCGCAGAAAGAGGAGAAAGAGAAGAAGAAGAAGGAGGGCCUGUUUCAGCGCGCGACACGUUUCCGCCGCAGCACCUCGCCACCGAGCGGCCGCUCCCGCAAAGACGAGGUGUCCUCCAACCACACCUCCACCCAGCCAGUUAAUCUCAUCUCCAUGUCCGCCAUCAUGGAAUGCAACUCCACCAAGUGCCUGCUGCAGUCUGAGGUGGAGGUGUCAGAGUCCAGCCCUGGGAAGAUCGAGCAUGUGGUUGUCAAUCAUCACACAGAGCUGCCCAGACCCGGAACAGCAGCUUCCACCGACACCCAGAGCAACAAGACCGCAGCUAAAACACAGACGCCUGUCCAAACCCAAAGUCAGCCGCCAGAGCAGAACAACCACAACACAGGAACACGUCUCCGCAGGAAGAAAUACACCAGCAACCACACCAAUGGACCACCCACUCUGCCUCCUCCAACCACACAUAAGAAGCAAGAGAAAGAGAAGGAUGGAAUGUCAGAGAAGCCCUCCGCUGGAGAGGCCUUCUCCAGACCUCGGCCGGUGUCUUUCCGGGCCAAACCCCACACCUGGGCCCUGCUGCGAGGACGCAACAAGAGCUACUCCCUGGGUCACUACUCCGGAGAGAAGGCGGCGCAAAACCUGAACAUGGUGCUGUCCUCGGAGGUGGGGGUGGGCUGCUCCCUGCUGGACAUGGACACUGAGGGCCAGAAACGAGACUGCACCGUGCCGCUCUGCCGCAUCCAGAGCUCCCCGGCUCGGCCCUCUGUCUUCGAGCUAGAGAAAGAGUUCCUCUCUUAGGAGCCUCGACAAGUAAUCUGCCGUGGUUGUAGCUCAUCAGACAGACAGAAUUUUUUUGGCCUAGAACUCCUGGAGGGUUUAGAACCAGGCUGCCUUUGUUUCCAUUUUUUUAAAAGUUCUUUUUAGAACUGUAGGACUCAGCUUUGUCUUAGAACAUAGUGCUGUCAGUGUUCUAGAGCGUAACAGAGUCUGAGACUUCUAGGAGACGCCGGUGUCACAGCAGGUCUUGAGCGUUCGCCCUCGUCUCACCGGAGAACACAUAGCAUUCUGAAACCUGAGCAGAACAUCCCUGAGUCGCUCAUCUCUCUCUCCCUUCGUCACCCCUCCUCCCUUCUGUCGGUGCAGCUAAACGUUGACCGCUGCUGCAGCUUUCGCAACACAGUACCCUCACCUUUUUAUUUAUAUAUAUAUUUUUAUAGGUAAUUUAAUAUGAAGAGACUCGACCUGACCUUAGCAGCCUGCAGGACAUACAUUCCAUGUCAGUUUCAAAGCUGUGUGAUCACACUUUUAGAGUUUUUUGACUUGAGAAUCAUGCAUGCAUGUACCCUUGAAAUGUUGAACAAAAAAAAAUCAUUAUGCCUUGUUUGUUAAUAUUUCUUUUUAUUCUUUAUUGGCCUAACGCUGGCAGUCAUUUUGUAUUGCAUAUACGCUGUUUUAUGACUGUUUUAAAAGUCAGCAAUGCUGCGGUACAGUUUGUGCUCUGGGGACGGGUUACAUACCGGAUGGUAGCAGGGAUGCUCGUACGUUUCCACCCAGAACACCCUGAAGAUUUUUAGAGAUGCGGGUAGAAAAACACUGGAAGUCCUUACAGCAGAAGUGGAAUCUUUCCAUUUAAAAGCUGUGGUCAUGUGUUGCUAAUAUGGAUUUUUCUAAGAGUAUUUAUAGAAAAGUUGGUUAAUAUGCAGCAGAAAACAUGUCAGGAAAACCUGCCCCAAGUUAAUGAAUUCAUGUAAUCCCCCUGAUAACAGCUGAUUGGUUGGAAGAAUAAUGUCCUGAAGCCCCGGAGAGUUUUUAUUUGAAAAUACUGUCUCGAUGCAGAAAAUGGCAAAAGUGUACUGUAAACCUGACAGGUCCUGUGCCUUCAUGUCUGAUUUCAGCCCCAGUUUAGUUUAAUGUAGUUCAUUUUGCUGUUACGUUUAACUAAUCUGACAACUGCUUCAGUCAGAUUUGUAAAUUUUUUUAUGUAACAUUAAGCAAAGGCUUUCCCCAGAUCGCCAAACAUCCUCCUAAAGGCUAGUUCAUGCUUUCCAGGCAUCUGCAAUGACAUGCAUGAUGUAAACUUCAUCAUCUGCUGAGUCACAACACGUCUGUAGACGCCCAAAACAAAUGCUUGUUUAGUGGAGAAGCUGUGUGAGGAGAUCCUCCGUUAUCCGCACCUUUUUAAAGUAUAUUUAAAGAGUUGUAGCUGCUUCCAAACUUUGCAGAAUUACCCCAACCCAGGAGGCUCUAAAGUCUCCAGAUAUCCUAUGCUGUGUCUGACAGAACAUUUUUGGGAAAAUUCAGUUGAAACAGGUUCUUCUCAGUAAAAUUUCAAGCACACUGCUAAGUUCACAGCCUUUUACUAUGCAAGUAAACCAAUGUUUCAACGCUGUUUUGUCUGUUUUUUUUAAAACAGUAGUGUUAAAAUAUUAGUCUGAUUGCAUAAUAAAAGGUUGUGAAUUUAGCAGUCUACUUUUUUUUGUACUAUCCACACCUCAGGAAUAAUCAUGUUGACACGGCGCUGCAGCCUAAUCUCCAACUUACUGCUACAUCCUGUGAAAAGUACAAAGUUCCAGCCUUUUAGAAGCAUCUACAAGGAGGUUUUCUGUUUGACCUGAGCAGUAACACAGCCUUCUGUGUUGUUAUCUGUUGUACAUUAAGGCCAAAACAAAGGCUUGUUUAGUGGAGAAGCUGUGUGAGAAGAUCCUCCGUUAUCCACACCUUUUUAAAGUAGCAUUUAAAGAGUUGUAGCGGCUGCCAGACUUUGCAUAUGCAGAAUUAUAGCUACAUGUUUUCCAUCGAUGGUGCCCUAACACAGGAGGCUCUAAAAUCUCCAGAUAGCCUGUGUUGUGUCUGACAGAAACUGUGUUCUCUGCACAUUUUUGACAAAAUUCAGUUGAAACAGGUUGUUCUCGGUAAAAUUUCAAGCACACUGCUAAGUUCACAGCCUUUUAUUAUACAAGUAAACCAACAUUUGAACAUUACUUUGUCUUUUUUAAGACAGUAGUGUUAAAACAUUAGUCUGAUUGCACGAUUAAAGGCUGUGAAUUUAGCUGUCCAUUUUUUGGGGAAUUAUUCCUUGCAGCCCAAUCUCCAACUUACUGCUACGUCCUGUUAAAAGUACAAACUUCCAGCCUUUUAGAAGCAUCUACAAGGAGGUUUUCUGUUUGACCUGAGCAGUAAUAUCUGUGUUGCUAUGUGUUGUCGUACGAUUACAACCCUAUUUUAGCAGAACCCAUGAAUUGGCCUUUUAUUGAGUUCACGAAGGUCGAGGACAGAAAUUGUCUAAACGGAGUCAGUUUGCAUUUCAUCAUUAUACUGUAAACUUCCAGCUACUUGAACGGUUUCCUCAGGAUUCUCAAAGGGCUCAGUAUCCUGAUUCAAAAACAGGUUUUUCUCUCUGAACCUGACAUCAUGCAGCUGAUCUAAGGGGCGUAGCUCCAGCUUCACUCCGGGGCUCUAAAUCAAAAAAUGAACUGAUUAUUGAUCUAUAAAUGUUUGAUUACAUUCCCCCAACUCUUCAUCAUCGCUAUCUUCACUAGAAAACCCGCUUUGGGAGGACUUUACUGACAGAUCUGAGUUUCCAAAUGGUGUAAAUAUAACUGUGAUUCCUGCUGUGUAUAUCACUGUGGCAUUUUGUGAUGAUUUAGAAUGUGAACUUUCCCAUGUUCUGUCUUUUCUGACCACUGACUUUCAAACCAGGUCCAACACUGUAAAGGCCUUACUAAUCACGGUGCCGUUUACGUUUUUAUUAUGAAUCGAGGGUAUCUGGUGCUGUACGUUCCCCUCAAUAACCUGCAGUCCCUUUUCCACACUCACAACUCCCUCGGCUGCUGGUUAACUUGAAUCAACAUUCCCAAACAAACAUUCCACUGCUUUCUGACCAACUGCAGCAAUAAUAUUUGUGCAAACCGGUUACCAGUACGGCUCAUUCAGGCUUUCUGGCCGCGGGACCAAAUUCAACUCGACCAGCACUAAAGGCCUCUUUGUCUUCAGGACCAAAACCACUAAAUGAACUAGCUGCUAGUGAGGAGUUGUUACAAAGAAAGCGACUCCGUUCGAAAAAACGUCACAAAGAAACCUCAGAGGCUGAAAAACCCGAAACCUUCUGAUCAAAUGACGAGAACUUUCUGUUAAGUCCUUUAAAAAAACAACAAACAGAACUGAACACUUGUGUGACGCUGAGUGUGUCUGACUUUAGCUUGGAGUCCAUCUGUGUCAGUGAGCGGUGUUCGUUAUCAUUACAGUAUUGGUUGUUUCAUGCCUGAUUGAUCAAGAGUAUCAAGUUUAUCGACAUUUUGAAUAAAGUCUAAAUCAAGACUAA